This is a messenger RNA of Sander lucioperca (pikeperch), 2092 nucleotides long. RefSeq names its product phosphoglycerate kinase 1 (gene pgk1). Gene Ontology annotation, biological process: gluconeogenesis; glycolytic process. Gene Ontology annotation, molecular function: phosphoglycerate kinase activity; ADP binding; ATP binding. The transcript has 11 exons. The record is from RefSeq and is a predicted model, not a curated record. Gene Ontology annotation, cellular component: cytosol. NCBI's taxonomy places the organism in Eukaryota, Metazoa, Chordata, Actinopteri, Perciformes, Percidae. Bases 181 to 1434 code for a protein of 417 amino acids.
GUCAUCCCGCUGUAGCCAAUCAGCAGCGGGGUGGGGGGCGUGCUCUGUGACUGUCGCCGCCCUGCCGCCGUUCCGCUGCGCAUUAAAGGUCACUGCUAUCACUCUGUAGCUAACCACCGAAGGAAGCGGAGGAGUCCCAGCAAAGGAAGGUGCAGGAAAGAACCGGCUAAAACAAGCAACAUGUCUCUGUCUAACAAACUCACCCUGGACAAGGUGGACGUCAAGGGGAAGCGGGUCAUUAUGAGGGUGGACUUCAACGUUCCAAUGAAGGACAAGCAGAUCACAAACAACCAGAGGAUCAAGGCGGCCGUUCCCACCAUCCAGCACUGCCUGGACCACGGCGCCAAAUCUGUUGUGCUGAUGAGCCACCUGGGCCGCCCUGACGGAAACUUUGUGCCUGAGAAAUACUCCCUGCAGCCCGUCGCUGCCGAGCUCAAGACCCUGCUGGGGAGGGACGUUACCUUCCUGAAGGACUGCGUGGGUGCGGAGGUGGAGGCUGCCUGCGCCGACCCCGCCACCGGAUCCGUCAUCUUGCUGGAGAACCUUCGCUUCCACGUCGCCGAGGAGGGAAAAGGCAAGGACGCCUCCGGAAACAAGACGAAGGCCUCCCAGGGGGAUAUUGACUCCUUCAGGGCAUCUCUGUCCAAACUCGGAGACGUUUACGUCAAUGACGCCUUCGGCACGGCUCACAGAGCCCACAGCUCCAUGGUGGGAGUCAAUCUGUCACAGAAGGCGGCUGGCUUCCUGAUGAAGAAGGAGCUGGACUACUUUGCCAUGGCUCUGGAGAAACCUCAGAGGCCCUUCCUGGCCAUCCUUGGAGGAGCAAAGGUGAAAGAUAAGAUCCAGCUGAUCAACAACAUGUUGGAUAAGGUUGACGAGAUGAUCAUCGGCGGCGGCAUGGCCUUCACCUUCCUCAAAGUCCUCAACAACAUGGAGAUCGGUACCUCCCUGUACGAUGAGGAGGGGGCUGCCAUCGUCAAGGACCUGAUGGCCAAAGCAGAGAAGAACGGCGUCAAGAUCACGCUGCCCGUCGACUUCAUCACCGCCGACAAGUUUGACGAGAAAGCGGCCACCGGCACGGCGACCGUCGCUGCCGGCAUCCCCGCCGGCUGGAUGGGUUUGGACUGUGGACCAGAGAGCUGCAAGGCCAACGCGGAGGUGGUGGGCAGGGCCAAGCAGAUCGUGUGGAACGGCCCAGUUGGUGUGUUCGAGUGGGAGAACUUUGCCAACGGAACGAAGAGCAUGAUGGACAAAGUGGUCGAGGUGACCAAAUCAGGCUGCAUCACAAUCAUCGGCGGGGGCGACACCGCCACCUGCUGCGCCAAGUGGAACACAGAAGACAAGGUCAGCCAUGUCAGCACAGGAGGCGGCGCCAGCCUGGAGCUGCUGGAGGGUAAAGUCCUGCCAGGUGUGGACGCACUGAGCAGCGUCUAAACUUCCCAUCAGCCCGCUGGUGUUUGUGUGAAUGUGUGCGUGGAAGUGUGCGUGUGUGCAAGAGGUGUGUAACUACUCCUGUUUACUCCUGAAACCUUAAAAACAAACGCACCUGCUUUACCAGCCAUUUAAUCAUCUAUUCAGUGAUUGUUUUUAAAGUAAAACCAGAGAAUAAUUUACUGUCGAUGCUGUCUGUAACAAGUUCUGCCUUACUUCAACACGCAGAGGGAACUCUACAAGUCAAACUGCUGCAAAUAGAAACCAGUAGAUCAAAUGGUUUAAGGUGGAUGUUGUCGAUUGCUCAGAUGAUGCAUUUUCCUGUUGACCUGCUAAAUUAAACGACUGAAACGCAUCAUGUUACUGUUCCCUGAAUCGGGGUUUAUUCUGACCGUUUACCCCUUAAGCACUUAAACACCGGCUCCUGUGUGAAUGUGUGUAAUAGCUGUGUCACUUUUGCAUACUUACCCUUUGGAAAUGUCACUGCACCACCCUCCAUGUGUAUACAUACAGGAUAUAUAUAAAGAAACGUUUGUCUUUUGUGUGUACGUAGACGUUAUGUCUAAAUCUGGUCCUUGGUUUCUGAGCUGCUUCAGACGGACACGUGGUGUAUCUCUCACCUGAUCUGUUCAGAUUAAUAAAACCGUCUCUGUAAGAACUU